This is a messenger RNA of Paramecium tetraurelia, 5293 nucleotides long. RefSeq lists its product as uncharacterized. Lineage: Eukaryota; Ciliophora; Oligohymenophorea; Peniculida; Parameciidae. The record is from RefSeq and is a predicted model, not a curated record. The transcript is spliced from 3 exons. Gene Ontology annotation, molecular function: DNA binding. Gene Ontology annotation, biological process: DNA-templated transcription. Gene Ontology annotation, cellular component: RNA polymerase II, core complex.
AUGAGACAAUCAGGCGCUGAUUUCACUUACUCCACUGCUCCAAUCGCCAAGGUCAGGCGUGUGGAAUUUGGGUUGAUGAGUCAUGAGCUCAUUAAGGAAUGGACAGGAGACAUAGAAAUAAAGGAGCUACAGACGAACGAGCUUGAUGGAACGCCAAAAUAAAAUGGUUUAAACGACCUUCGAAUGGGUGUGAAUACGAAUGCUUAGAAAUGCAAGACAUGUGGAGAGACGAAGUAUUGCCAGGGCCAUUUUGGAAGAAUUGAACUGAAUAAGCCAGUAUACCAUGUGGGGUUCUUGCAGAUAGUGAAGAAGGUAUUGAAGUGCAUAUGCCACAGUUGUGGUAAAUUGAGACAGCCACAAUCAGAAGAUGCUUGGUAAUCCUUUUAGAAGGCCAAGGAACAUAGAUUGAAUCGCAAGAGAUUGAACGAAAUAGUGAAAUUGUUGGGUAGGAUAGAGAAAUGCGAGACUAGCAAGCACAAGUAGGAGGAGAAUCAGGGGAAUGACGACUUUUGUGGAGAGAAAAUUCCUACUAGAAUUUAAGCCAUAAAUGGAUAAAUAAAAAUUUAAUAUAACACCAAAGAGGCUGCAAAGGAAUUGACAGCGGAGAGAUGUUUGGAGAUAUUCAAGAAGAUCAGAGACGAGGAUGCAAUCAUAUUGGGAUUCACAAAAGAUUCACGACCUCGAGACUUGAUAAUAAAAUUCUUAUUAGUGAUGCCACCCUAGGUGAGACCAGCUAUCGAGAUGAAUCCAGCGAGAAUAGCCCAAGAUCAAUAUACCCAAAUUUACAAAUCCAUAUUACAGAAGAACAACGAAAUCGCCAAUUGCAGUAGUGAUGCUGAGAGAGUAAGAUUGGCUCCAGAGUUGAUGAGAGAAGUGGCCAAGAUCAUAGAUUCGGAGAAGGCUGGGAAGAUAAAGAUGAAAUCCACUUAGCCAUUGAAGAGUAUCAGAGCAAGAUUGAAGGGUAAGGAAGGUAGAUUUAGACAGAACUUGAUGGGUAAGAGAGUAGAUUUCUGUGCUCGUUCAGUCAUAUCUCCGGAUGCAAAUUUGGGGAUGGAUGAGUUGGGAGUGCCUCAGAUAGUGGCAGAUCAAUUGACAAUUCCUGAGGAGGUGACAGAGUACAAUUUGGAGAGAGUAAUUUAAUUGGCCAAGACGAACAAGAUCAAAUAUGUGAUAGUGCCCAUAACAGACCCAAGGAGCAAAUAGAGGAAGUUUUAGGCUUUGUAUUUUGAUUUCACAGACACUGAGGAUUAGAUUAGAUAGAAGAUCAAUCAGGGAGUCAUAGUGGAGAGAUGUUUGUAGGAUGGUGAUUUCGUGUUAUUCAACAGACAACCCACUCUACAUAGAAUGAGUAUGAUGGGACAUAGAGUCAGGAUCCUCCCUUAUUCUACAUUUAGAUUGAAUUUGUCUGUGUGUACUCCAUACAAUGCAGAUUUCGAUGGAGAUGAAAUGAAUAUGCAUGUUCCUCAAUCAUAUGAAACAAUAGCAGAAUUGAAAUACUUGGCCCACGUUCCAAGAUAGAUUGUAACACCGAAGAGUAAUCAACCAGUCAUGGGUAUUGUGCAGGAUUCUUUGCUUGGAUGUUGUUUGUUCACUUAGAGAGAUACAUUCUUGACUAGAGAUUAAGUUAUGCAUUUGAUGAUGUGGAAUGAGUAAUUCACUGGAGAAUUGCCUAUGCCUGCUAUAUUGAAACCUUAGGAAUUGUGGACAGGGAAGUAGAUCAUGUCUAUGAUUAUUCCGCAGUCGAUCAACACUGAAAGAGGUAUCAGAGAAGAUGAUCUCAGGAAACCCAAUUGGAAUGCGGAUGACAAGAGUUUGUGUAUUCAGAGAGGUAGUUUGGUGAGUGGAAUUUUCAAUAAGGAAUUGGUGGGAUAGGGUGCAGGUUCAGUGGUGCAUCUUUGUUGGCUUGAUUUGGGAGCUGAGAAGACAUUGGAGUUUAUGACUUCGUGUCAGAGAAUCGUGAAUAAUUGGUUGAUCAUGCAUUCAUUUACAGUGGGAUGUCAAGACAUAGCUCCACACAUCAAUUUGGUAGCUGAAACUGAAAAGAGAAGUAAGGAGCAGGAUGAGGAAUAUAUUAAAUUGUUGCAAAUCUUUUUAGAUGCCAAGAAGAUUCAAGAUAAUCGUUAUCAUCAGAAGGGUAAGAGAAUUAUGGAUUCAUUCGAAUACUCUUUCAAUAUGAAAUUGAAUAAGGUGAGAGAUGACAUCAAUUCCAAAGUCACAGAAACCAUUGAUCAAAUUCGUAAUUGCAUGUACAAGAUGAUUUGGGCCAAGAGUAAAGGAGAAGCAUCCAAUUUGGCUCAAAUUACAUCUCUAGUCGGACAACAGAACUUGGAAUCUAAGAGAAUCUAAUUUGGUUUUGCCUACAGGACCUUGCCUCAUUUCUCUAAAUUCGAUUAUGGUCCUGAAGCCAGAGGAUUUGUGGCUAGCAACUUCUUCAAAGGACUCAAACCUACUGAAUUCUUUUUCCAUACUAUGGGUGGUAGAGAUGGUCUGAUUGAUACUGCUGUCAAAACAAGUAGAACUGGGUAUAUUCAGAGGAAGUUGAUCAAAGCUGUUGAGGAUGUCUUUGUCAGAUAUGAUUCAUCUUGCAGAGAUUCAGUGGGAGCUGUCUAUCAAUUCCAUUACGGAGAAGACAAAAUGGCUGCUGAAUUUAUUGAGCAUUAGGAAAUCAAGUGUGUUAAUUUAAGCAAUGCUCAAUUGGAAGAGAAGUAUGAAUUAAUCAAGGAACAAUGGUUUGGAAGUGAAAUCAGACAGAAAUAUCAAAACAUACUAACAGAGGAUGUCAUUAAGGAUAUUGAGGAAGAUUUUGAAGGUCAAGCCUUGUUGAAGGGAGAGUUCGAUGAAAUCAAAAAGAUCAGAAAUGAAUUGCGUAGAUUAUUCUUGAUUGAUUCUGCUCCAAAAGAGGAGUUGUUCACUCAUUAUUAUUUGGUGGUAAACAUAGAGAGAAUCAUUUCAACAAUCAAAAUCAAUAAGAAAAUUAGUGACAGAGAGAAAUGUAGAUUGAAUCCUAUCUAUGUUACAUAAUAAGUUGAUGAACUCAUCUAGAAAGUUGACAAGUUGUUGAGUUACGAUUUGGAAGAAAGAAAGGAUUGCAUUAAUUUAUUUAGAACUCACUUAAAAGUGUCCUUGGCUAGCAAAGACUUAUGUUGCAGACAUAGAUUAACACCAGAGGCAUUCCAAGAAUUGAUCUCUGAAAUUAUUUAUAAACUCAAAAAGAGUAUGGCUCAUCCAGGUGAAGCUGUAGGUGCCAUUGCUGCUUAAUCUCUAGGAGAACCUACCACACAAAUGACUUUGAACACCUUCCACAAAUCUGGUGUCACUGGUGAUAAGAAUGUGACCUUGGGUGUCCCAAGAUUAUAAGAAUUGCUGGAUGCCAGUAAGAAAACCAAGACUCCCAGUUUAACCAUCUAUUUUGAUCCUCCUCUGGAAUAUGCUGAGUUGGAAUUGAAAGAUGACAAAGACAAGAAGAGCUAUUUAAAGACUGAGCAACUCGUUCAUCCUCAUAAACAAGAUGACUUUACUUAGAGUAUGUUAGUGUAAAUGCAAGGCAGAAUUCUUGGUUAGACCUUUGGACAAUACAUUAUCAAGAGUGAAAUCUAUUACUAGAGUGAUCCCAACAAUCCAUUACACAUCACCGAAGAUCAGGAAGAUAAUUUCACUGAUGGCAUUUUUGAUUAAGAUGAAGCCAAAUAUAAGUGGAUUCUCUUUUUACAUAUGGAUCAUCAAAAGAUUCUGUCCAAUUUAGAAACUUGGGAUAAAAUUAGAGAUAGCAUUCCAAAGAUCCUAGAUGAAACCUAAGUUAAAUUUGGAAUCUCCUCUCAAAAUACAAUUGUAGAUCCAGAUUCCAUGAAUCACAAGUACAUUCAAAUCAAAUACUUUCAUGAUUAUGCUGACUAGAAGAAAUUUAAGCCAGAAAGAGGAAAGGGCAAUUUCGAUGAUGAAAUUGCUUUCGAUGAAGAAAACAAAACUAAAACCUAUGUCGAUACUCCUUACACAAUUCUGAAGAGAUUGGAAGAAACCAUCAGAGGCUAUUCCUUGGGAGGUAUCAGCAAAAUUACAAGAAUUCUUCACUCCCAAAUUGAGAAACAAUUCUACAUCAACAACAAAACUGGAGGAUUCUUGAAACAAGCAAAUGUGGAUGGCAAAGGUAAAUGGAAAAUCAUUGAAAAAUACUUAGAAACAGAAGGAACCAAUCUCAAAGAAAUUCUUAGAUUGGAACACGUUGAUCAAAGAAGAACCACAACCGAUGAUGUCUAUGAAAUAUCCUAAGUGUUGGGAAUAGAAGCUGCCAGAGCUGCUCUUGUUGGUGAAACCAGAAAGAUCUUCAAUCACUAUGGUAUCUACAUCAAUUAUAGACAUCUCUAUCUAUUAUAUGACUGGAUGACUCACAGAGGCAGACUUACAGCUGUCAACAGAAAUGGUAUUAACAGAAUCCCUGAGGUGAGUGUUCUCCGUAAAAGUUCUUUCGAAGAAACAGUAGAAAUCCUCUAUGAUGCUGCUGUCUUCUCAGAAAUCGAUCACAUGAGAGGAUUGAGUGAAAACAUCAUAUUUGGAUAAUUGUGUCCCCAUGGAACUGGUUGCUUUGAACUUAUGGUCAAUGCCAAGAAUGUCAAAGAAUUCAAAUUGAAAUCCAGUCAUGCUGACAAAUUCACCCAAGGAGGUGAGUAUCUUGCUGAACAAUCUCCCUAUGAUUAAAAUCAACAAACUCCUCUCAUGCUUAACACUCCAGGACCUGGUGUUUCCCAAGGCUUCAUCGAGAACUCACCCUACACUCCAUAUCACAAAUCUCCUGCCAAUUUUGCCACUCCUUUCGGCAGAGAAUAUACUCCAAAUUCGAGUCAUUGUUCCCCAUUUUAUCCAAACACUCCUCUUAUGCCAAAUGACCCAUAUCAACUAAGUCCUGUUGGCUCAGAUUCAGGAAUACAACAAUCAGUUUAAAAAUAAGCCAAUGUCAGUGACAGUCACAGUCCUGGAUCCCCUCAUUACACCAGUCAUACUAACUCCCCAAGUCCCAGUUACAGAAGCAGCGAAAGAGCCACCUCUGGCCAAAGAUCUUCGAGUCCUAUUCUAAAUUCCUCCAGAAGUCCCAAUUAUACUAGUAGCGUAUACAAUUCGCCUCUUUCACCAACCAACACUGGAAGUCCUCGUGUUCCAACUGGAUCUCCUCAUUCACCCCAAGGUUCUAUCUUUACAACUUACAGUCCAGUCUAUCAACCAGGAGGAGGCACAGGCAAUCAAUACGAAUAAGAAUAAUGAUAAAUCAUAAUAUAAAAUAAAAUACCAUUUAUUUACAUUC